UUGAGACCUAAGCCUUUGUGGCACAAGAUCUGGACUUUUAGUCACAUUUAAGUUUUGUCUUCCUCCUUGCUUCCAGACUUCCACCUGCUGAUUCUCACCUCUUUCCAGUAGAUCAUUCAUCCAAAAAUGUUAUGCAAAGUGAAGAAGUUUACUUGCGUCAGAGCAAGUCACCAUGAGGAAACAUUCAGCUAAGCGGUGUUGCAGACAUCCAAAGUCCAAUCUUCAAGAAUAGAAACUGAAAUAAACAUGAGACUAAUAAAAGGAGAUCCAUCGCCCAAGAGGCUAUAGACAGAUACAGAAAUAUCAAUGGCGGCUGUUAUCGGUAGAGGUGGAAGAUGCAGCCUGAUGACUUCAAAUCAAACUAUUUGCCUUCCCAGCACCCAAAGGUGGUAUGCCUGUUAUAUGCGAUCAAGUGGCGCAGAGGUACCAUCUGGAGGGGUUGGUGCACAAACAAUUCUACCCAACAUGCUGAAGUCAACUUCUUGGAAAAUUGCUUCAAGCCCUUGUCAUCAGUUUCUUGCUCUAUCACCUGGGUCUUAUCUACUACCCCCUGUGGGAAAUGCUCCAAAAGAAUUCUGGAGUUCCUGAGGAUACACCCCAAUGUAACCCUGGAAAUAUUCGCAGCCAAGAUUUUCAAACACCUGGAUAUUCGUAACCGGCAAGGUCUCAGGAACCUGAUGAUGAAAGGAGUCAUCAUACGUAUUAUGCGUCCUGCAGAUUACAGUUACAGUUGGAAAAAAUUCGUUGCAUACCAACAUGGAGAAGAAGAUUAUUGCCCCUGGAGUUUCAGUCUGUACAUCCUUCUGAACUGCAUAGAGCUCGAGCGUAUUAUUUUGGGGCUUCCUCCACUGUCAAACUUUGAAUACUAACACCAGCAGCAUGCUUACAAGUUCACUUUGUGCACGACAGCAUUACCUACAAGACUGGAAAAGCCGAUUCUUGGCAGUCUUUCUUACUACAGCUUUGAACGAUGUUUCAUACUUUCACUACAAAAGGCCCUUACACCCAGAAGGCUGGGCAUUGCCAAAUAUUGGACACAGCAGAAGGAACAUUUCCUGUGGACAAGAAAUCAUUGGGAAGUUCAGAUGACGCGGCCAGGCAACAAGGUUACAGUAUUCUGCAUCUUUAGAAGGCUUCCUGAGAGUCCAAUGUGGAUGGGAAUCAUACCCCAGGAUGAAGCUUUCAGGUCUGCUGGUUCUGUAUUCAGAUUCUAUGAAUACCCUCUUGAGAGGCCAGCAAGCAAUAGUUUUUCUUGUUCAUUUGUUCCAUAGAUUUAAUCAGAGCAGAGCAUUGUUUUUGAAAAUUUCUUAUGAAGGUCACUUUCAUAACCGUGUGUAAGUUCCAGAAAAUACUUCAUGAUAUAACAUUACUAUUUUUGUUAUAUUA
Molecule: messenger RNA, 1386 nt
Organism: Cygnus olor (mute swan)
Lineage: Eukaryota; Metazoa; Chordata; Aves; Anseriformes; Anatidae
Gene: APOBEC1
Product: apolipoprotein B mRNA editing enzyme catalytic subunit 1
Exons: 5
Coding region: 336-869 (177 amino acids)
Biological process (GO): cytidine to uridine editing
Cellular component (GO): cytoplasm; nucleus
Molecular function (GO): cytidine deaminase activity; RNA binding; zinc ion binding
Source: RefSeq, a predicted model, not a curated record